This is a messenger RNA of Physella acuta, 6768 nucleotides long. Its product is annotated as transmembrane protein 132E. Lineage: Eukaryota; Metazoa; Mollusca; Gastropoda; Physidae. The record is from RefSeq and is a predicted model, not a curated record.
UAAUACGGCCCAAAGAUGGCGGAUUAUUGGUAGAAUAACACUAGGAACAGUGCCUAUCGAAGGAAGCGAGCACCUUUCGCUGGUCAGCGAAUUGGGUCAUGCACGUACAUUCUGAUAGACGCUGUAUUGAUUGCAUUUGAUAUAACGAAGAUUCAAAGAUAUAUUAAUUAACCAUGGCUGAGAAACCAGGCUAUACUCUGCUCUCUUGCUUGGUUGUUUUUGUUUCUUUUGGAUGCUUGCAGUGUAUAAACUUAGAUCUUGAUGAUAGUAAAGAUGGAUUCUUUCUAAAAUCACCAUACCACAAACUGAGAAUUUCAGAGCCUAAUGUGGUGAAAGAAUCCUUGAUCCUAACUCAUCCAGCUGAGGUGUAUAAACUUCGAGCAAGCCAUGGCCCGUUUGAAAUGUAUGAGGUUGUGCCAAAUAAAGUUCUUGCAAACAUUUUAAAAUUUGAUGAGACAAGUGACAUUGAAACUGAUAUGCAUAGACAUAUAAUUCACAAUAUGGAUGUUAGUGCACAUCUUGUUUCUCGGAAGGUGUCAUAUUCCAAUCCGCUUGUGCAGGUUUUAGUCCAUGUAUCAAUAGCCAGAAAACAGAAACAGGAAUUCAAUAAUGUUUAUUAUGUUUACAGUCAACGUUGGUGUGCUCAAAUCUUUUUGACCAGAGGGAAUGAACAGUAUACUUCAGUGUGUGUACUAAACGGGGACAGUAAUGCGUGUGUUGCAAGCUUGACCAUCCCAGAGCAUUGGUGGGAUACAUCCAACACAUCUGUUUUUGACCAGGAUGUUCAAGUCUUCUAUGAUUUAUCUAGAGUGGAGCAAAGUCAAGAAUGCGCUAGUGUGUCCAACACUAUUGUACCAGCUCGUGUUGAAGCUCAGUCCAUCAACAAAGAGAAAAAACUCAUCUCCACCUUCAAGCUCAAGCAGGAGAACUACAGCUAUGAGGAGCAUAGAGAUAAAGACCUAAUCUUUAGGAUCCCCAAGACUGACCUUUUGCCAAAUUCCAAAUUUGAAGUACCUGUCCUUUUGGAGAAAAAUUCAGCUUUAAAAGAGUUUGUUGUGCAAGUAAAAAUCAGAGGAAAUAUUGCUGUUGAAGGAGCCUAUACAGCUAAAGAUGGCCCUUGGAGUUUAAAGUUUGAGUCAGAAGGAAAAGAUGGGACUUCAACUGUUACAAUUUUUCAGAAGCAAGAUGUUAAAAAUACAAAAACAACUAAAGUCGACGAAAUUAUGCGAUGGCAGUUUCGAGUCCUCUCAAGUACUAGUUCUACAUCAGCUGCCAGAAUUGUGUGGAAUGUUGAUUACGAGAAGAAUGGUUUGUCCAGGAAUGCUUUUUUUAACCCUGAAGGAAGCCGUAUAGUUGCAAAAUUUACUAUUGUUAAUGGAAAAACAGAUCACAUAGUUACUGUUUUGAAGGAGCGCAAUAUUCUGAAUACAGCUAUUCUAACUGGAACUGCUUUGACUCAUGAUAUGCUAGUGUAUUCUGUGUCCUACAAUAACACCUUCAAGGAGAUAACAACAGAUUGCACAUGUCGCUCAUCAGAUUAUGAAGCUCUUCAAGUGUCCAGCUCGUGUGAAAAUAUUUUCUUGGAUGGCACAGAAACUCGUGGAGCCAAAAAUGUAACUAUCAUGGUGAGAACAGCUGACCAAAUCGCACUUGUGGGCGUCAGAGUUUGGGUUCCAGACCCACGGCUGGAUAUCCAACUCUCAGAUAUCAAGCUGAGUCAAGUGAGGGGGUGGAAAGUCAAUAAGCCCAAACACAUAUCAAAAAGAAGUGUUGAUCUUGGUCUUUUGACCCACUCAAGAGUCAUAAUGGGGAAUGAAAGUGAACAAGCUGAGUCUCCAACCUGCCGCAACAAGUAUCAGCAGUCUUUAAUUGAUGUCUUUGCCAAGUUUACAAUCAAUGUACCAGGUGAAGCCACCCUGUACUAUAGAAAUAAAAAGACCGCCUUCAAGGUUACAAAGUUUGUAAUGGACAGGCUGAAAGUGAAGAACACCAAUAUAGCCACAAUAGUGAGAGACUCUGUUAUAGGGUUGUCACCAGGUGUUACUGAGAUUCAGGUUACUUCCGCUUCUGGAAAAAUACUGGGUACUAGGGAGAUCAAAGUUGGUGAAGAUAAAAUAGCUAUAGAGCGCAUGAUGGUGCGCGUGGUUAGUGGUAUGAAGCUGCACAUUUCAGAGGAUAAAAAUAUACCUGGUGCUUUGUUAGCAACUGUUUAUCUCAGAGAUCAACUGAAUUCUAAAUCACAGGAAGCUUUGCUUGACAUUGAUAUAGAAUUUAAAGAUGGGACAACUCUGCCAUUGUCUAGUGUAGACCCAGAGGAGUAUGAAUUGGUGGUGACCUCAGUAAAUACUGAUAUAGUUGAAGUGACAAAACAACACUUUACUGAAGCAAAUUUUCCUCCUAGCAUUAGAGCUGUUGGUAAUGGCAAAGGUGAAAUAGUCAAGGUCAUCUUGAGAGAAACUAAAGCAUGCACGAAAAAGAAACCUCGCACACUGGAUGCUGAGUAUGUCCAUGUUCAGGUUGAAUUUACUAAAGAUAUGGACAAUUACAAUGCUGCGAUUCAAAGUGAUGUGAAUGUGAAUGAUCAUCAUUCAGAAAUUAUGAGCAAAGAUGAAUUCUUCAGUUUAAAGCAUCAAGAGAGUAAAUUUAUAAAGCCUGCUCCCAAGGUCUCCCCUGUUGAUAAAUUUGACACCCACACUCUGCCUGAUGUUGAUGAUGACGAAGUGACCCAGGAGCCCAAGUCAGAAGCCCUAGAGCAGCCUGUCAGUACUAAAGUAAAGCAUCCAUCUCCACUAGAAAUAGGCAUGUAUGUCUUGGUGGCUGUUUUUGUUUUUGCCAUUCUAGUCUUCACUGCCAACUGUGCUGUUUUCAUGGUGAGAUAUCAGCGAAAGCGCUCACCUAAAAAUUCACGAAUCAUGACGGGAUCCAUUUCUCAAGCUCCUGAUUGGGUGUGGAUUGGGCGUGCAACACUGGAACGACACGGUGCAGCAAAUGCUGGCUGCAAUCAUGCUUUAAUGGCAGAAGAAGAUUUUAAUGGUAAUCAAAUGGUUGUGCCCAACGCCUUACCCACUGAAAGACACCGCCAUUCUGCUAGAAGACCUGUAAGUAAUGAACUCAACGAUAGCAAAUCUACUAGCGGAGUUACUGGAAGUGUAACAGCAGGUUCUGAGAGUAACCGUAGCAGCAUGGUGUCCACUUACAAAGGGUCAGAAUGCAGCAUUCGGAUAACUUCCAACCCUCUUCCAGAUAAUGACUGUGGUAUGGGGUACAAUGAAGCUGAAUGGGACUACGAAGCAAUGGGGAUGACAUAUGAGCAGCUGAUGGAGUAUUUUGACAAUCUUAAGGAGUCUUCAGCUUAAAGCAGAAAGCUGCUGCUUAUUGCAGACUGUGUCAAUGAAGAAAGAUGGUUGUUUUAGUUAUAAUUAGCAAUGUUAUUACUCCGAUAAUUAUAUAUUUAUAAACUCCAGCUGAUUUAAACCACAUAUUUAGGAGGUUUGAUAUAGUUUUAGUCACACAAGUUUUUAUUUUACUUGCAACAUGUUUGAUUUUAAAAAAGAAAUACUUUUCUACCUAUAUUUAAUAAGAAAUGAACUUUUCUUUGAAAGUUACUACAUUUCUGUCUAAAUAAUUGCACAGGACUUGGUCCAGUCUGUGAGCUUUUGAUAAACUUGAACUCUACUGAACCUCCCAGUUGAUUCUGUAUCAUAAGCUGCUUAGUAGUUUCUAACAUCUGAUACCUCAAGCUUAGGAAUCCACAUUCAACAAUAAUAUGAUGUUGUGUUUGAUUAUAUCCAUCAAGUUUAAAGUAGUAAAUUGUACUAGUGGUUAUAGAGCAGUAUAAUAAUUCAUGCUUUAGAAUACAAACAAUUUUCUCUGUAAUAGGUUUUUAAUGUUCAUAUUUUGGGAAAUCAAAUGUUUUACAUCAAUUUUACAACUUGAGAUUGAUAUUUCAAAACAAUUCUAUGGAUAGAGCCUUAUAUCAAAUUUUAUUUCUGCAUUUAAGAGAUUUAUUUUAAAUUUUAGUAUAUUUUUUGUGAGUGGUUUUGUUUGUAUACAAAAAGUUUCUCAUUCUUUUAAGUGUUACUAUAAAGUGCAUUUUAUUGAUGUAAAUAAUUUGUCGUGUAUGUAAAAUAAUGGCAUCUUGUUUUUAGUGAUAUCUAAGUCAGUAUAUCUUUUCAUAUGUUCACACUUUUUGUACGCCUAGUGUAUAUUUCUUUUCUGUACUUAUUUAAGGCUACACAAUUUCUGCUUUCUUGUUUUUUGACUUAGUUUUUUUAUACAACUUUGCUUAAAUGUUGUAUCUUUUCUGUGUUAAGCUACCUUUUUGAUACAUAUAUAUACACUUUUAUCUAUUUAAAAUAUGAGAGCAUUAAAGAAGAGAUCACUGUUAUAUGUGUUACCUCUACAUAGAACUUAUUCUUUUGACACUUUUACUCAGCAGCCAUAGGUUUUUAAAAAUAUCCAUACAUGGUUAUAGAACAUAAUUACUGGUUUACCUGUUAUUUUAUAUACUGAAGAGAAACUUAAAACAUAAAAAGCUUGAUAAUUGGAAAGUUUGAUUAAUAUUAAAGUGGAAUAACUAGUAGAGUUGAUAUAUCUCACAGGUGGCAUGAUUGUGCUAAUGAGUACUUUGUAUCCUAAAUGUAUUGAUAGAUUGUUGCUUGGUUAGAUCAAAUCAGUAUUUGGGUGAGCAAAUACUUCUAGUGCAUGGUAAAUUAUCUUUAAGUUACAACCUGAAACCUUUGUUUUUGAACUGUUUUGAAGAAUGUAGUAUAAUGUAGAGGUCCACAUGUAGCUACCAAACAACGAUGUAAUAUGCUGUAAUUUGUUUUACUUUUUCCAUGACAUAAAAAAACUAGGACUAAAAAGAAAAUUUCAUCCAGAGGUUUACAUCAUGGUUUGAAUUGUUAAAUUAUUUAGGCAGUGCUUUAAUUAUAACAGCACUAUAAUGGCUUUGUAAAAAAAUUGGCUAGCUAAGGUAUAUGUUAUUUCCAAUACAAAUGUGGAAUAGAAUUAAAAUGUCUAUUUCUCUCUCUGUGUAUAUUUAUAUGUAUAUAUAUGUAUAAAUUAAUAUAUAUACAUAUAUAUACAGACAGACAGAAUUGCACAUAAUUAUUAGGGAAUACGAACACAUUGUUUUUAUGUAUUUACCUAAAUAACAGUACUACCUAUACUCCCACCUAUAUUAGGGAAUUAACUUGAUCUGAUUGAUAUUAAUGUCUACUAAGUUUUAUGCUACACUUUUUUUCCAAGUUUUAAAAUGUAUAUAGAAUUUUACCAGUACCAUCAAGAACACUAACAGUAUAUAUGAUUGUAGAUUAUGCUACAAAUGAUUGGUAAUAUUUAAAAAUUGUUGUAUGCAUGGUGGCAAAUUUUCUCUAUUUAUUUAACUAUACUGAUGUGUUAUCUGUCUAUUAAAGCAUAGCGUAUUUUUAAAUGUAAUUUCAGUGUAUGAAAUAACAGAUAAAGAUGUGCAGUAAGUCUAACAGCUUUUCAAUUCUGUCUAGAGUUUUAAAUUUCACAAUGGCAACUCUAAUGCUGAAUACUGUAUUUAAUAUUACUUGUUUAAAGUAUGAUUUAUUCUUUGUAACAGUAUUAUUUUAUUUCUAAUCUAGCUUUAAAUCUUGCAGAUUUGUGCUACUCUGCAAAAAUCAAGAGAAUUUUUUAGUUUUUCUUUGUGUGAAAUUAUCAGCACUUAUGUAAAGCUUUCAGUUAUACGUUGGCUGCAUGUAUGAAUGAUUAGAUAAUAUGAAGGGGAUAAAAUAUUUAUUAAUUUUUGUGACGCUGUGGAUCGGUAAUGGCCAGACUUAGAAAAGAUUCUUUUAUUUCCAACACUAAAUGUAUUCAACUUCAUUUCUUAAACUGAAACAAUAUUUGAAUAAUAAACAUGAACUAUUUUGUUUGUAAAUUAUAAUUCCAAGUAUUUAGUUAAUUGAAAUGUUGAAAGAGUUGAAUAAUAGCAGUGGUCUCUUGAAAAUGUACACAGUACCUACUCCAGUUGAACAUCUUUUAAAUGGCUGGCCAUUACUGGGAUAGAUGUUGUGUAUCAUUCAUUGAUCGGUUGUUGUUUUUUAACUGCUAAAUAAACAACAUAGUUGUAGUUUUUAAGUCCAUUUUUUCAUGUGAUCUUUUAAAUUGUCAUCCUUUUUUUUAAAGAUGUGUUCAAUUUUUAUAAAGGGUAUUUGCACUAAUAGAUUACAAAAAAACUUUAAAGUGUUAUGGAAUUCUACAAAUUUAAAUUGUCAAAUUAAUCUGCAUGAGAAAAUCUUGGUUACAAAUUUUAUGUGGCUACAGUUAACUUCUCAAUUCUUUCAUUAUACUGUGAUUUUUAAUGUUUUGACAUGCACGUUUACAUUGUCAAUCACAUUCAUUUUAUUUCGCAGUAUAAAUACCCAAAAGAAAUACACAUAAAAAUAAUUGCCUGUGAUAUUUUUUUCAGCACGGAAAGGGGAGCAAUUAGUAAUUAACAACUAUUAUUAUAUAAAAAAAAUAUUCUAAAACUAAAAGCGCAGUCAUUUGUUUAAUUAUCAGUUUAUAAACUCCAUUUCCAGAGUUUUUAAUAGUGUAUUCUUUUUUCCUUUCAUCAAGUUGAGCUUCAUCAUAAUUUCAGUGUAUUUUAUGACUGUUCUUGUUCAUAUUAAAAUUAUAGUAUGAUUAUAAUAUUUAGUUGUAAUUAAAUAUGAUACUCUCUCGAUAUAAGUUUGUAAUUCCCUGUGUAUCUGAGAGGUUGUCAAUUUUUUGGAAAAUUAAUAAAACACCUGUCGACCUUAA